GUAUAUGUAUAACGAGAUGCAUAUAAGUAAAAUCAAUUCUCAAUUUUCAUCAACCAUGGAAAAUUCAAUUCCGUUUCUGCCAGCCGAACUCGUUAAUGAAAUCCUCUCGAGGCUUCCAGUAAAAUCCCUCUUGAAAUUUAGGUGCGCUUCAAAAUCUUGGUUUGCUUUGAUCUCUAGUCCUGAAUUUGUGAAAACUCAUCUCAGCUUAAAUGACAAUAACAACGAAUACACCCGCCAUAAGGUUAUGAUGUUUGAACGUACUGUGUGCAACUUUCGAGAUUGUAGUGUUAGCUCUUUAUUUAAUAACUCAUUUAUCAAGGCAAACGACUUGGAUUAUCCCAGGCAAGUUCCAUGUGGUGUUUAUAUUGUAGGUUCUGUCAAUGGAUUGAUUUGUCUUGUUAGUCGGGAGAAGGAAUUGUUUCUAUGGAAUCCAUCAAUUAGAAAGUACAAGAAGUUGCCUAAUCCUAAAACUAAAACUACUUUGGCGUAUUUCCCCCGAGUAUAUGGCUUUGGAUAUGAUAAGUUUCAUGAUGAUUAUAAUGUAGUCGUUAUUUUUAUAUAUAACAACAUUUCACUUCAUAUUGAGGUAAAAAGAAAUAGUCUAAAAAGUGAUUCUUGGAGAACGGUUGAUAAUUGUCCAAGUAUAGUGCCCCUACAGCAGCCAGGUAGGUUUGUGAAUGGGAAACUUCAUUGGAUUACUAUUAUAGAUCCUAAACUGUGUAUUAAACAAAGCAUCAUUUCUUUCGAUUUGGCUGAUGGGAAAUGGGGAGAGAUAGAACUACCCUGUUAUUGGAAAAGAGGAAGAGGUGCGGUUUUGAGCUUGGGAGUGUUGGGAAGUAAUCUUUCGGUCUGUUGUGAUUGUGACAAAACAAAUAUGUUAGAUGUUUGGCUUAUGAAGGAGUAUGAGAUUAAAGAAUCUUGGACGAAGAUGUUUACUAUCAAGAUUCCGGAGGAUCAAUCGGUGUAUGGAUAUCUUGGGCAAAUACGUUACACAUGGCAAGUGGAAGUGAAAUUUUGGUUGUGUUUGGAUCAAAUUUCAUGAUAUACAAUCCAAAGGGUGACAUGCUCAGAUCUUCAAAGGUUGUUAACUUUAAUAAUUGGGAUGAGGCGGAAAUCUACAUUGAAAGCCUAGUUUGUCCUUUUUCUACCGUAGGGACUGAGGAUGCAACAAAAAAAGAAGCUCAGGUUGAGAAACAACGAAGUAGCAAAUAACUUCUACAAUAUAUGAAGCUAAUAAUAGAGCAUGUAACCCGCACCAGAAAGAUACAUAACCACUGUUUCUGAAGGGCAAGCAUAUUCAAAAAAGUUAUUCUGAAUUAGCACAUUGCAGGAAUUCGAAGAUGUCGAGCCUAAACAACUUUGAGCAAAGAUGCUCCAUUUUGUACUAAGUUGUCUAUCUCUGUCAUAUACUAAUACGAACUUAAUAUAGUUUAUUAAUGCAUUCAA
Solanum tuberosum (potato) is the source of this 1446-nucleotide messenger RNA. RefSeq names its product F-box/kelch-repeat protein At3g23880-like. The transcript is spliced from 2 exons. NCBI's taxonomy places the organism in Eukaryota, Viridiplantae, Streptophyta, Magnoliopsida, Solanales, Solanaceae. The coding region runs from base 5 to 1042 and encodes 345 amino acids. The record is from RefSeq and is a predicted model, not a curated record. Gene Ontology annotation, molecular function: protein binding.